AUGGCAUCGGCUCCAGUACAAAGAUCGGAUGACCUACAGAUUGUCGAUGACAAAAGUCCAGAUGAUUCAUUCAUCGAGGAUGCCAAACAACGUGAGAUACAGGCCCUCGACGAUGACCCUGUGUUCAGCAGACCAGAACAGCGGAAAAUCAUUCAUCGUAUCGACCGCCGUCUGAUCACGACAACAGGGGCAAUGUACUGUGUUAGUCUGAUGGACCGCACCAAUCUGCCCAAUGCAGCUAUUGCGGGAAUGAACGUUGAGUUGGACUUGAACGUGGGCUUCCGCUACUCGACCAUCGCUCUGGUGUUCUUCAUAACGUACACCUUGUUUCAGCCACCAGCCACGCUUCUUUGCCGAAAGAUUGGUCCUAGACCUUUUCUCGCCGGUAUUUGUUUGGCUUGGGGGCUCGUCAUGAUCGGAUUUGGAUUCCCUCAAGACUGGGUGGUUAUGUUGCCACUCCGCCUGCUGCUGGGCGUGUUCGAAGCAGGCUUCUUCCCGGGCUGCGUAUAUCUCAUCUCAACGUACUAUUCUCGCUAUGAUAUGCAGAAGAGAUAUGCAGUUUUUUACAUGAUCGGGUCUUUGGCCUCUGCGUGCUCUGGAAUCCUUGCUUAUGGUAUUCAACAAAUGCACGGUCUGGCAGGAUACUGGGGAUGGCGAUGGAUUUUCAUUAUCGAAGGCGUCGUCACCUGUGUUAUCGCAUUCAUUGGCUUCAUUUUUCUUGUUGGUUUCCCGGAUCAGCUUGCGAAGAAGAAGUCAUGGCCGCCGUUCCUAAAUUCGGAGGAGAUCGCAUUCGUCAUACGACGAAUCAACAAGGACAGGAGUGAUGCCGACGCUGAAGAGUGGAACUUCAAGAAAUGGGCGUCUUCAGGCAAGGACCCCAAAGUCUGGGCGUUCGCCUUGGUCUUCUUCUGUCUUACAACUAUGGCCUAUGCCAUUUCCUACUUUCUUCCCAUUAUCUUGCGCGAGAACAUGGGCUUCUCAAUUGCCGAGUCACAAUGCCUUGCCGCCCCUCCUUAUGCAUUUGCUGGUAUUGUGAUGAUCUGCAUUGCCUGGGUGGGAGAUAAAUACCACAUUCGUGGACCACUUCUGGCAGGGAAUGCUGUGCUGGGCUUGAUUGGAUUGCCAAUCAUGGGUUUCGCGUCGCAAGCGGGGGUCCGAUACUUUGGAGUUUUCCUCAUUUGCGCAAGCUGCAAUUCGAGCAUACCUACAGCGAUGGCCUAUCAAGCUAAUAACAUCCGAGGGCACUGGAAGAGAGCAUUCUGCUCCGCAACUCUUGUUGGGUUUGGUGGCAUUGGCGGCGUCGCCGGUUCUCUAAUCUUCCGCUCGCAAGAUUCGCCUCAUUAUCGCCCAGGAAUUUACGCUGGAAUGGCAUGCAAUGGGCUGAUCAUCACCAUCGUUGUAGUCAAUUCACUCUACUUUAGACGGGAGAACCGCAAGGCAGAUAAGGAGGGCAAGGUAUUGGAGGGGAAUCCGUCCUUUAGAUACACUAUUUAG
Messenger RNA from Exophiala aquamarina CBS 119918, 1494 nucleotides. RefSeq lists its product as uncharacterized. Gene Ontology annotation, cellular component: membrane. The transcript has 10 exons. The record is from RefSeq and is a predicted model, not a curated record. The coding region runs from base 1 to 1494 and encodes 497 amino acids. Gene Ontology annotation, biological process: transmembrane transport. NCBI's taxonomy places the organism in Eukaryota, Fungi, Ascomycota, Eurotiomycetes, Chaetothyriales, Herpotrichiellaceae. Gene Ontology annotation, molecular function: transmembrane transporter activity.